Molecule: messenger RNA, 1283 nt
Organism: Paramecium primaurelia
Lineage: Eukaryota; Ciliophora; Oligohymenophorea; Peniculida; Parameciidae
Source: the annotation of a GenBank genome assembly
AUGGAUUAGUUUCUUAGUAUAAAGCAUAGCGCUAGGUCAUCAUAAUUUCGAUCAUCUCCAUGUUCAAAAUAAUCUUUCUAAAGUGAAGAUGAUAGAGAUACAGCAUUAUCAUUUGAUUUCACUCCAAAACCCAAGCCAAAACCUUUAUAAGGAUUAACUCCUAUGUCUUCCCCAUUUGAAAAUGAGGAUAAUGAUAAAGGCAGUUAAAAAGAAGAAUCAGUCUCAAAACCAUUUAGUAAUAACUUUUGAUUGAAUUUUAGUUCCUAAACUUUCACGCUUUAGUACUUAAAGAGUAAUAACAAUGAAUGAUGGAGAUAAAGAUGAAGAACCAGAAGGAAUAGAAAAAGAAGUUAAAUUAUGUUCAAAUAUCUAAUUAUAAAUACCUGAUGAACAAACGAAAACUAUUGAAGAACAUCUUAAAAAUUUUGAAGAGAAAACAAAACUUAACCCAAAGUUAAAAUAAAUGAAAUCUAAACCUAUGUCAAUGAGAAAUUUUUAGAAAGUUGGAGAAUCUAAAGAAGAUAAGUUAUUGGAACAUCCAUUUCGUCAUUUGAUAUUCAGCCCUAAAAUAGAUGAGUUAGUUUUAGAAAAACAUUUAUAUAUAACCUAAAGAGGACUAAUUUAUUCAAGAAAAUGUCUAAAAGGGCCUUCAGAACAAUUUAUAGAAAAGAAAAAAGUAAUUUUAAAUAAAAUCAACCCCAAUAAAAUUAAUACAAUAUUCCUUGAUCUUGACGAAACGUUGGUUCAUGCUUGUAAUUCUAGAGAGACACCUACCGUUAGGUUGAAAUAAUAAAAUGAAGAUGGAUCUGAAAUAGAGGUACAUAUAUAAGUUAUUGUAGGUUGGAAUAAAUAUAAGACCAUACGCUACCUACUUUUUACAAGAAUUAGCUUAAUAUUAUACAAUCUAUAUUUAUACAGCUUCAUCAUAAUAAUAUGCUUAAACAAUUGUGAAUUAUCUUGAUCCUCUUAAAUAAUAUAUAAGUGGAAUCUUAUCUAGAUCUAAUUGUAUGGAAACAAAAAAUGGAUUUUUUAUAAAAGACUUAAGAAUCGUUAAGGAUUUAGAUUUAAAUAGAACUUUAAUAAUAGACAACCUUGUUCAUUCUUUCGGUUUACAGGUUGAAAAUGGAAUCCCUAUUUUAGAAUGGUAUGAUAAUUAGGAAGAUUUGGAACUAAAAUAUUUAUUAGAAUAUUUGAUAGAAGCUUCUGAAUAAUAAAAUUUGAAGGAAUUCAACUUAACUCAUUUAUAAUUAGAUUAUCUAAUCGAUUACAACAUUAAGUAAUGA